Messenger RNA from Monopterus albus (swamp eel), 1321 nucleotides. RefSeq names its product adenosylmethionine decarboxylase 1 (gene amd1). The transcript is spliced from 9 exons. Gene Ontology annotation, molecular function: adenosylmethionine decarboxylase activity. Gene Ontology annotation, cellular component: cytosol. The coding region runs from base 209 to 1219 and encodes 336 amino acids. Gene Ontology annotation, biological process: spermine biosynthetic process; spermidine biosynthetic process. NCBI's taxonomy places the organism in Eukaryota, Metazoa, Chordata, Actinopteri, Synbranchiformes, Synbranchidae. The record is from RefSeq and is a predicted model, not a curated record.
UCUGCGCUUUACACAGUAUGGCCGGCGAUAUUAGCUAGCACUCGCUAACGGUAUUCUCUGCAAAAGGGAAGACGGUAACUAAAGAAAAACAACACCUGGAUUGCUUAAAGAACUGUACCCCAAUAAAUUAUAACUGAUCGAGGAGGAGUUAAUUAAGCUGCAAACGUUACAACGACGGUUAAUAUUUUUGUUGGGUGUCUGUUGUCUCAUGAUGGAAGAUAACAGUGCACAUUUUUUCGAAGGGACGGAGAAGCUAUUAGAGGUGUGGUUCUCUCGGCAGGAUGAGGCCAAAGGAACCGGGGAUCUCCGUGCCAUCCCAAGAUUUGAGUGGGACAAACUUCUGGAGAAUGUGCAUUGUUUGAUCAUAAGUGUGACAAAGACUGACAAACGGGAAGCUUAUAUACUCAGUGAGAGUAGCAUGUUUGUCUCCAAGAGACGUUUCAUUUUGAAGACAUGCGGAACCACCCUCUUACUGCAAGCACUGGUGCCUCUGCUGGAACUUGUCAGGGAGUACUGCGGUUUUGAUGCCAUCGAGAAUUUCUUCUACUCCCGCAAGAACUUUAUGAAACCAACCCAUCAGGAGUUCCCUCAUCGAAACUUUCAGGAGGAAAUGGACUUUCUCAGCCAGAUUUUCCCGAAUGGUGCAGCCUACUGUAUGGGGCGUUUGAACUCUGACUGCUGGUACCUGUUUACCCUGGACUUGCCAGAGUACUGGGAGAACAAACGUGCAGAUCAGACCCUAGAAGUUCUGAUGAGUGACCUCGAUCCAGCCAUUAUGGACCAGUUCUAUAUGAAAGAUGGUGUUUCUGCAAGUGAUGUCACUCGUGUGAGUGGAAUUCGUGACCUGAUACCAGGUUCUGUGAUCGAUGCCACAAUGUUCAACCCAUGUGGAUACUCAAUGAAUGGAAUGAAAACUGAUGAAACAUACUGGACCAUCCACAUCACCCCGGAGCCAGAGUUCUCUUAUGUCAGCUUUGAAACCAAUCUGUCCCAGACGUCAUAUGAUGACCUGGUCAGGAAUGUGGUGGAGGUGUUCAAGCCAGGAAAAUUUGUGACUACGCUUUUUGUCAAUCAGAGCUCCAAAUGUCGCAGUGUCUUUUCUUCUGCCCAGAAACUUGAUGGCUACAAGUGUCUUGACCGCCAGUUGGCUCAAUUCAACGAUUACAAUUUUGUCUUCACAAGCUACACCAAGAACCGCCAGCAGAAUCAGCAGAGUUGAGGAUGAAGAGGAAACGUAAAAAGAAAGGUGGCAGCUGCCCGGGGUUGCCCCCCUACAACCUCCCUCACUCCCCAGUAGAGAGCUCGUUGUCCUCCCUCCUCC